AUGAUCAUCCCGGUGCGCUGCUUCACGUACGACAAGAUCGUCGGCAACAUGUGGGAGGCCUACCUGGGGCUGUUGCAGGCCAAGUACACCGAGGGGGAUGCCCUGGGCGCGCUUGGCCUGAAGUGCUACUGCUGCUGCCGCAUGCUGUUGGCGCACGUGGACCUGAUCGAGAAGCUGCUCAACUACGAGCCUCUGGAGAAGUGAGGGU
This is a messenger RNA of Lontra canadensis (Northern American river otter), 208 nucleotides long. Its product is annotated as DNA-directed RNA polymerases I, II, and III subunit RPABC5-like. Gene Ontology annotation, biological process: tRNA transcription by RNA polymerase III; transcription by RNA polymerase I; transcription by RNA polymerase II. NCBI's taxonomy places the organism in Eukaryota, Metazoa, Chordata, Mammalia, Carnivora, Mustelidae. Gene Ontology annotation, cellular component: RNA polymerase II, core complex; RNA polymerase III complex; RNA polymerase I complex. The transcript has a single exon. Gene Ontology annotation, molecular function: DNA-directed RNA polymerase activity; DNA binding; zinc ion binding. The coding region runs from base 1 to 204 and encodes 67 amino acids. The record is from RefSeq and is a predicted model, not a curated record.